Molecule: messenger RNA, 1635 nt
Organism: Anguilla anguilla (European eel)
Lineage: Eukaryota; Metazoa; Chordata; Actinopteri; Anguilliformes; Anguillidae
Gene: oscp1a
Product: organic solute carrier partner 1a
Exons: 10
Coding region: 184-1326 (380 amino acids)
Biological process (GO): transport
Cellular component (GO): cytoplasm; plasma membrane
Source: RefSeq, a predicted model, not a curated record
CGCUUUCAGGCACUACAGACGCUGUGAAUGUGUACUAGCCAACUAAUUAGCUACAUAGGUAGCUAGCUAGCUAGCUCGCUAGUUCUUAUUAACGACUUUAAAAAAUAAAGAAGGAAACUCAGUGCGACCAUUCGUCCAGUUACCUAACGGUGUGAUAUUUAACUUGCCAACAUAGAUUUGAAGAUGUCACUGAGGACGCUACCACUGCUUUUUAUUAAUCUUGGCGGAGAAAUGCUGUAUAUCCUGGAUCAACGCCUUCAAGCCCAGAAUAUAGCAGUCGAUAAAGCCAAGAAAGUCAUGAAUGACAUCGUCACCACCAUGUUCAACAGGAAGUUUAUGGAGGAGCUUCUGAAGCCGCAGGAGGUGUACUCCAACAAGGCCCUGAGGACGGUGUUCGAGCGCCUGGCCCACUCCUCCAUCAUGAGGCUGAAUCACGCCAGCAUGGACAAGCUCUAUGAUCUGAUGAUCAUGGCAUUCAAAUACCAAGUCCUGCUCUGCCCGCGGCCCAGAGACCUGCUGCUGGUGUCCUUCAACCACCUGGACGCAGUCAAGAACUUUGUGAAGGACGUGCCCGCCAUCUUCAACCAGGUGGAAGAGACGCAUCGGCUGCUGAUUGAGAUGUACGUGCCACUGUCAGCAGGAGAGUUCCAGUUGAUCAGACAAACGCUGCUCCUCUUCUUUCAGGACUUGCACAUCAGGGUGUCGCUUUUUCUCAAGGACAAAGUUCAGAACUCCAACGGUCGUUUCGCCCUCCCAGUUACAGGGCCCGUUCCCUACGGGGUAGAGGUUCCAGGGGUAAUCAGGAUAUUUGGCCCGCAGGGGAAGGAGGUGAAGCGGACUCAGUUUCCGCCCGUUGGAACCUACUCCAGCGCUGUCCGCGAGGGCUCCUUCGACGUGUUUGGGGACAGAGCGACAGUGCUGGGCACAAACAUGUACUGCGUGAGCCGCCCAGUUGAGACGCACCUGUUGGCCAAGUCCAAGGCCUCUUCCCAGCAUGCCAAGAAGAACGCAGCGCCCAAUCCACUGGCCAAAGAGGAGCUGAACCUGCUGUCCAGGCUGAUGGGGCGUUUGGAUGUUCAGAGCCCCGCCCACUCCGGCUUCAGGUUCCGGGUCAACCUCUUCUCCACGGACGAGGAAGAGGAGGAAGCCUUCUUGUCUAGACCUGACAACCUGUCAUACGAAGUUAUAAAUAUCCACGCAAUACAGGACCAGCAGGCCAAUGGGGAACUGGCUCGGAUCAUGGGAGAGUUCCAAGAGGAGGCGGAGCCCUCGCAGCAGCCCGGCAGUAAGGGGGAGGAGCUUCUAGCCAUGAUGGACGGGCUGUGAUGCCUUUGGCAGAGGGCUUCGCAAGGCUCUUAGCUCCAUGCAAUAAACCUCAUCUGACACACACACAGUAUGCUGUGCUCACCCUGACGUCACUUUGUGGUGCUGCCUUGUUGGCAGUUUUAUACAUAUACAGUGAGCUCCAUAAUGUUUGGGACGUCACAUUAAGACAUUUUUUCUUGAUUUGGCUCUGUACUCCGCAAUUUUAGAUUAUUCAUCAAAGUGUAUUUUAAUACGUUUUGGUUUCACCAUGUAGAAAUUGUUAUACUGUUAUACAUAGUCCCCCCAUUUCAGGGCACCAUGUUUGGGACA